Messenger RNA from Malassezia pachydermatis, 2778 nucleotides. Its product is annotated as pre-mrna splicing factor prp1. The record is from RefSeq and is a predicted model, not a curated record. Gene Ontology annotation, biological process: mRNA splicing, via spliceosome; spliceosomal tri-snRNP complex assembly. Gene Ontology annotation, cellular component: U4/U6 x U5 tri-snRNP complex; catalytic step 2 spliceosome. NCBI's taxonomy places the organism in Eukaryota, Fungi, Basidiomycota, Malasseziomycetes, Malasseziales, Malasseziaceae. Gene Ontology annotation, molecular function: protein binding. The coding region runs from base 1 to 2778 and encodes 925 amino acids. The transcript has a single exon.
AUGGCGAGUAGUCGACCCAAUAAACUGGCGUUCCUGUCAAUGCAGGCGCCAGCUGGCUACGUAGCUGGUCUUGGACGUGGUGCCACUGGUUUUACGACACGCUCCGAUAUCGGUCCUGCGCGUGAAGGACCCUCGGCGGAGACCAUUGCCGCGGCGCGUGCACGGCGUGGUGAAGAUACCAACGAUGCAGACGAUGACGAUGACGAGCGAUUCCAGGACCCUGAAGAAGAGACGGCUUUGUUCGCGAAUACAGUCUAUGAGAAAGACGAUGAAGAGGCCGAUCGUAUUUGGGAGAGUGUCGAUCGGCAUAUGGAUGAACGGCGCCGUAAGCAACGUGAAGCACGCGAGGCUGCAGAGCGAGAAGAGGCGCGAAAAUCGCAACCAAAGAUCCAGGCGCAGUUCGCAGACUUGAAGCGGAACUUGGCGACUGUCAGCGAAGAAGAGUGGGCUUCCUUGCCGGAGCCAGGGAAUCUUACAGGCAAGCGACGGAAAGCUGCGUCGCUGCGUGAAGGACGCGACAAUCGCACCUAUGCCGUGCCGGAUAGUGUCCUGCUCUCUGCACGCGAUCAAGCGCAGGUCAGCUCUACAGCGCAGGACGAUGGCGCCGUGAGCUCUCUCACUGAGAUUGGCGAGGCGCGAAACAAGGUGUUCUCGCAUCAGCUUGACCAAGCCUCAUCGCAAAGCGCUGUGGCCUCCUCUGGCCUAUCCACCUCCAUUGACCCUACCGGCUACUUGACAGCGCUCUCUGGCGUCUCGAUCAAGUCCAAUGUGGAAAUCGGUGAUAUCAAGAAAGCACGUAGCCUCUUGGACUCGGUCAUCAAGACGAAUCCCAAGCAUGCCCCAGGCUGGAUUGCCGCCGCUCGUCUAGAAGAAGUGGCUGGAAAGAUGGCCUUGGCACGCAAAGUCAUUGCGCAAGGCUGUGAGCAAUGCCCACGCAGUGAAGAUGUAUGGCUGGAAAGUGCACGGUUGAACUCGGUGGAAAAUGCCAAGGUCAUUCUUGCCCGGGCUAUCCAAUACCUGAGCCAGUCAGUGAACAUAUGGCUUCGGGCGAUGGAAUUGGAGACCGACACGGAAAGCAAGAAGCGUGUCCUGCGCAAGGCGCUGGAGCACAUUCCUGACUCGGUCAAGCUAUGGAAAGAACUGGUGAAUCUGGAAGAAAAGCCGGACGAUGCACGUGUUCUGUUGGCAGGGGCGGUGGAAGCGGUACCCAUGAGCGUGGAAUUGUGGCUCACGCUAGCGCGGCUCUCGCCUCCCGCGGAGGCCAAGAGCGUGCUCAACCGGGCACGUCGGACGGUGCCCACCUCGCACGAGAUCUGGAUUGCGGCUGCGCGUCUAUUGGAAGAAGGGCAAGAACCUGCUGAACGUGUGGAUAAGACGAUGGCCGCGGCCGUGCAAGCGCUGCGCAAAGCUGGGGCCUUGCUGAGCCGCGAGCAGUGGCUUCGAGAAGCCGAACAGGUCGACAAGGAAGGCGGACCUGUGACAUGCGCGGCCAUCGUCAAAGCGACGAUCUACUUGGACUUGGACGAAGAAGAUCGGCGACGUGUAUGGCUGGAAGAUGCCCAGGCAUGCCUGGAGCAUGGCCGUGCUUCGACCGCCCGAGCGAUCUUAUCAUGUGCGUUGGACGAGUACCCGGAUGCGCUCGAGCUGUGGAAGCAUGCAGCGCAGAUUGAACGUGUGCACGGGACGCACGAGUCCCUCGCGGCGCUCCUCGAGCGCGGUGUAUCGCAGUGCCCACAUGCUGAAACUCUCUGGCUCUUCUACGCGGACGAGCGACGACGUGCGAAUGAUGUGCCUGGCGCACGUGAAGUGCUCAGCCGCGCGUUCGAGGCGAACUUGGGCUCGGAGGCCAUUUCCCUGGCCGCUGCGACGCUGGAAGCGGACCAUGGCGAGAUGGGUGCUGCGGCUGCGUUGCUGAAGCGCGCACGCGCUGAAGUGAAGACGGAGCGUGUGUGGAAUACGAGUGUCCACCUUGCGUGGCGUCAGGCGCAUUGGGACGAGGCGCUGACCUUGAUUCAAGAAGCGCUGCAGCGAUACCCUGCGUCGGCCACACUGCAUGAGCUGCAUGGCCGUUGGCAUGAGCGUCAGAACCAUGUGGCAGAAGCACGCGAAGCCUACGCUGUAGGGCGGCGUGCCUGCCCCACCUCGGUGGCGUUGUGGAUUCGGGCGAGUCGAUGGGAAGAAGCCAACGAUUCCACGAUUCGUGCUCGUGCCUUGCUGGAAAAGGCACGGCAAAUGCUGACGCAAGACGAUGCCAUUUGGGCCGAGUCCGCCGCGAUUGAGUUGCGCGCUGGCAGUGCGAUGCAGGCGAAAACACUGCUCAGCCGUGGUCUGCAAGCGUGCCCGACAAGUGGCCGCCUGCUCAGUGCCUCGAUUUGGCUGGAGCCACGGCCCUCGCGCAAGACGCGUGCAGCAGAGGCGCUGCGUCGAUCCGGCGAUAGCCCGUAUGUCAUCACGACGGUGGCGCGUCUCUUUUGGGACGAAGGCAAGGCGGCACAAGCGCGCGAUUGGUUCAGUAAGACGGUGCAGUCUGCCAAGCAAUGGGGCGAUGGCUGGGCGUGGUGGUACCUGUUUGAAGGGUCGCAGCCGGAUGGCGAGGCACAGCGCACGCAGUUGCUGGACAAAAUCGACCUAGCUGAGCCGCAGGAGGGCGACGUAUGGACGGAGCUACGUGCCGAGCCGACGUACGCCACAAUCCCAGCUCGUGACCUGUUGCCCAUGGCUGCCGAUCACAUCUUCAUGACAUCUAAAAAACUACAAGAACAAACAAACGCAUCGUAG